Messenger RNA from Glossina fuscipes, 1444 nucleotides. RefSeq lists its product as uncharacterized. The transcript is spliced from 4 exons. The record is from RefSeq and is a predicted model, not a curated record. NCBI's taxonomy places the organism in Eukaryota, Metazoa, Arthropoda, Insecta, Diptera, Glossinidae. The coding region runs from base 115 to 1065 and encodes 316 amino acids.
AAUAUUCGCUAGUUACCAAGACAGGCAGCGGCAAAAUUUUAAUUAAGGAACCUACGCGGUACCUAUGUUGCGCUCAUAAAACUGAAAAAGGGUUAGAUUAAGAUAUUUAGCAAAAUGGCAAGCGAGAAUGUGGAAGAUUGGGAUCAACCGUUGCCUACCGAACCUACAGAACCAACCGAAGGUGAUGAUGACGGAUUGGCAACAUUCGAAGAAAGCGUACGCCAGAAUCAGAUAAAGAAACUUCAACGUUACGUUGACAUGAUGUAUUAUAUUCCGGCUCCUCCCCCUGAUACCAAAACAUAUCCAAUUCCGUCACCAAAAGCACCGCGGAUCAUUGAAAGACUCGCUGUGCCAAAAAAACUUCGUUUGAUGUAUACGGCGGAAAACUUUGCCGAUUUGAUGGAACCCAAGGGAAGGGGAGAACGCGUACAACGGUUAGCUGGCAAAUAUAUAUCUAUGACACCAGAACAAUUGGAGCAAGUAAUUAGAACUAGCAAGGCGAAAGAACGCCAAAAGGAGGACCUUUUGAAAAAGAAACAGGAACUUUAUUAUGAAAUGCUUACCAAACUGGAACGACAAUGCCGUACGCAAUAUUUAAACGUUUUAAUAAAGAAAUUUGGAAAUUUUAUAGCUAAACUGGCUACAACCAUGCGUAUUCCGCCGACGUUAGUAGAGCCCUACGCGCGCAUGCAACGAGGCAUUUUUUGUAAUAUCUUGCUGGCAAUUGGAGUUCAGCCCGCCAGCCAAGCGGCCAUUUAUUAUAACACCGAAGAAGGCAGUGAAUAUGAAGUGUGUCAUAAAUUGUCCCACGCUCUACUCAGCUUAAUAAUCAAAGCACUAGAUUCAGCUUCAACUCGUAAUCCUGACGACAUGCAGCCGAUUGAAGCUGACUUCGAUAUGGACAAUUACAUUAAAGAGCGCCUGAUGUGCGCUGCUGAGAAAAAGGUUCAAAAUCUUAGCAAGAGCCAGCAGAAGGGUGGUGCUAAACUUGAAACUGAAAAACUCCUUGACAUAAAUACAAUUUUAAAGAAAUGUCAAGCCCUGCACUACGAUAAUCAUAAAUAGAUGCUUCGUUGACUUUGAAUUUUGCUGAAAUCGUAAAUCCUUUCCAUUUUUUGAAAUAUACUUCUUAUUAAUAAGUAAGCAACUUUUUAUUUUGUCUACAUUUAAGAGCCACAUAUCGAUGUAUUUUAAGAUCACCUUGCAGCGUUAAGAGAGUAAACACGAGUCGUCUUAUUUCCAGCGCGAGAUAUAUUUUUUUAAUUAUUGGUAGUGGCGGUGGUAUGUACACGCCCACCACUGUUAAAGAGCUACUUUGUAUAAAUAACGAAGCCUUUCUCUUUAGAGAGCAAAAACAAACACAAAUUAUGCGAGUAUAUUGUAAAUUUCUAUCAUCGCCAGAAUUGCCAAAAAAUCUUAUAUAAAUAUCCAAAUUGAACAGUUA